AUGUCCAUGGGAGUCCUGGUGACUCUACUCAGCGGCGACCAGACGCACAUAUCGGUGGCCGAGGAUGCGUUGAUAGAUGUGCUGCGGCAAAAAGCGCAGAAGAAGCUGAAUGCCAGCAUCGGACCUUUGAUCACUUCUUCCGGCUCUUUGCUUCGGGGGUCUGCUACCCUGAAGCAGGCUGGCCUCCGGGAUGGUGACACCGUCACAGCCGUCCUACGAGAUGCUGCCCUAGCAGCGACGACCGGGGCCUUUGCGCUGAUCAGGGGAGAUGGCUCGGUCGUAGCAUGGGGACAUCCCGGCGCAGGUGGUGACUGCAGCGCAGUACAGGAGCAGCUACAGAAGGUGAAGUGCAUCAAAGCCGCAGCUGCGGCCUUCGCCGCACUCCGCGAAGAUGGCUCAGUGGUCACGUGGGGUGG
Molecule: messenger RNA, 416 nt
Organism: Symbiodinium necroappetens
Lineage: Eukaryota; Dinophyceae; Suessiales; Symbiodiniaceae
Source: the annotation of a GenBank genome assembly